ACGCAAUUUCCAUAUCUUUCUUGAUUUAGAGAAAGCCUAUGACCGUGUCCCCAUUUCCCGUCUCCUGGAUAAACUUAUCCUCCGCGACACUCCCACCGCACUAAUUCAACUUGUCGACUCUCUCUUCUCCUCUUGCUUUUCCCAAAUGAUUGUCAACCAAUCUGUUGGCCCUCUAUUGUCUCGCUCUGUAGGCCUCUUUCAAGGCAGCCUUCUCAGCCCAUGGCUGUUCAAUGUCUAUAUCAACGACCUUGCCGAAAAAAUCGCUCGCAUCGACUUCCAUCCCUUCAUUCCUCCUCUCCUCCUCUUUUCCGACGACAUCUUACUCCGAACCCUCCACUCCUUCCAUCGCCAAACGUAUGCUAUCCAUUGUCCAAACCUGGAUUGUUCACAAUGGUAUCAAUGUCAAUGUCAAUGUCAACAAAUCGGCCAUUAUUGACACCCCCUCCUCUCGCACUCUUAAACUGGCACUGAACGCUGUCCUAUCGUUACUUCCUGUGAUUACCUUGGCAUCCCCUUAACAGCCAAUGGUCUUAAUCAUCUCUCUUAUAAUAAAUGCUAAGAAGUGAUAGUAGUCAUCGCUAUUUAUUACCCA
Molecule: messenger RNA, 592 nt
Organism: Umbelopsis ramanniana AG
Lineage: Eukaryota; Fungi; Mucoromycota; Umbelopsidomycetes; Umbelopsidales; Umbelopsidaceae
Exons: 1
Coding region: 146-436 (96 amino acids)
Source: RefSeq, a predicted model, not a curated record